This is a messenger RNA of Emericellopsis cladophorae, 699 nucleotides long. RefSeq lists its product as uncharacterized. The coding region runs from base 1 to 699 and encodes 232 amino acids. NCBI's taxonomy places the organism in Eukaryota, Fungi, Ascomycota, Sordariomycetes, Hypocreales, Bionectriaceae. The record is from RefSeq and is a predicted model, not a curated record. The transcript has 5 exons.
AUGGACCUGCCUCCCAACUUCGUUGAUAACCUGACCGCUGCCGUAAAAGCCUUGCAGAACGUGGCCUCCGACUUGACCACAUUCUCGAAUAUUAUCACCGCCGCAACUCCAUCUUCUCAAACUUCAACAGCUUCUCUCAAGAUGGCUGGCAAGACUCAGGAUUUCGCCGGACAGGUCAAGUUCUUGGUGUCCUGCAUCAAGUUCUCCAGCAAUGGUAAGCCUGACUUUGAGCAAGUCGCCAAGGACCGCAACAUCGUUUCCAAGGCCGCAGCCCAAAAGCGGUACGAGCGCAUGAUCAAAGCUGCCAAUGAGGCCGACAGCGACACCAACAACAAAGAGGAGGAGACUCCCAAGAAGGCUACGCCGGCCAAGAAGCGCGCUGCCAAGGCUGCUCCUGCAGAUGAAGAGCCAACACCCAAGAAGCGUGGCCGUCCCGCCCGCAAGACCCCCGUCAAGAAGGAGGAGUCCUCCGAGGACCUGACUGAGGAAGAGGAGGAGGAGGAGCAUCAACCUGUUGCCGAUGAAGAUGAGGAGGACAUCAAGCCUCCCGCCAAGUCGCCCGCCACGCCCAAGAAGUCCGCUCAAAAGAACGCGUCCAACGGUUUCACCCCGGCCAACCCCAAGUCCGAGGAGAAUGAGGACGAUGAAGAGACUUCUUUCUCUGACAAGGACAAGGAGGGCUACAAGUCCCCUUUUUAA